AUGAGGGAUAAUAAACCAAGUAGUAUUCACAGUACGAGCACCAUAAGGAGAGCGCAUAAGUCGAAUGUGAGUCCAUCAUUCCAACAUAGAAGUAUCAAAAGCACCUUUUCACCAACAUCACUCAAGCCUCAAAUUUAUAAAGAUACUGAAACUCGUGAACCAUCCAAAUAUACCCAAAUCUUCGCCCACGAACAGCAGAUACUCAAAAACAAGAAGUCAAGAUUGGAUAUGCUAGAUAACUCACAACUAACGUCAUUCCCAUUGGCACCACCUCCAUCAUCUGAAAAAGUGACUGAAAGCUUAAAAAGUCCUGAAAUUAAUGCACAAGAGAUCCCAAGCAGUCGACCAGACUCACAACUUUUUGAAAUAGAUCCAAUAGUUUUAGUUGAAGAUUAUAUAAAGGCAAAAGAGUUGGGAAGAAGAAAAUUAUCUGUUGUUGAUUUGAAAACAUCGCUAAAGACAUAUGAAUCGAUGAAUCCAGCUGACUUACCAGAAGGUCCUAAUUAUUUAACAAAAGCCAAAUCUAUACUUUCAGAAACCAUCAGUUCACAUCAAUCACAGCUUGGUACAUCACAAACAAGCUCACUACUUCUCACCAAAUGCUCGGCUGAAGAAGAAGGAAGCAUUGCAACAACUGAUUUUUAUAGUGCAAAAACUUCACAAACAUUAUCGUCGGCAUGCUCAAUUCAUACAAACAUUUCAAAUGCUCCAACUUUAAAAUUGACUGAUUCUCAUGAUAUGACACUGGGUGAAUUCACCAUGCCUUCAGCUUCUUCGUCAUUGAAAUAUUGUGUCAUUUGUGAAACUCCGUUAUAUGAACUGAGUAGCUUGUUAACCCAGGAUUCUCAAUUCACAGAAUUUGUUUGCUCAAAUUGUACAGAAAGGUAUGAGAUGCUUUCAAAUUUGAUUGAUAAUUUUGACCACUCAAUCUCAGAACUACGAGCUAUACCCGAAGAUGCUUCAAUUGAUGAUAUUGAAGAAUUAUUAAAUCAACCUGCAAAUAAAAAAUCCAGAAAUAAUGAUCUACAUGGAUUUUCAUCAACACUGGUUAGCAAAUUACAAAACCAGUUAGAGUAUAAAGGCACCACACAAAGGCAACAGAUUGACCAAAAAUCUGCAAUUUGGUUACUCGAAGCAAAGAAAAAAUUGAGAUGGAGAUGGAGAAUAAGUGGAUUGAUUCCUCAAUUUUUGAAAAGGUAA
This is a messenger RNA of Hansenula anomala, 1200 nucleotides long. RefSeq lists its product as uncharacterized. Lineage: Eukaryota; Fungi; Ascomycota; Saccharomycetes; Phaffomycetales; Wickerhamomycetaceae. The transcript has a single exon. Bases 1 to 1200 code for a protein of 399 amino acids. The record is from RefSeq and is a predicted model, not a curated record.